This is a messenger RNA of Symbiodinium sp. CCMP2592, 4537 nucleotides long. NCBI's taxonomy places the organism in Eukaryota, Dinophyceae, Suessiales, Symbiodiniaceae. The record is from the annotation of a GenBank genome assembly.
AUGGCGGCCGAUCCUGCGGCACAGCGUCAGUUCUUGAAAGAUAACGUCGAUGCCGACUUUAUCUUCCUUCUGGAAGAGCAUGGUGUUGACUUAGCGUUGCAGUACGCCAUUGGUCAGCAUUACAAGAGUAUCAGGACAUUUGCUGCAUUUGCCGAUGAUAGGGGGGCGGCUCGGACGGCCAUCACCGCGGACUUCGGCGUUCGAGCUGAGAGUGCUGCAGAUCGUGCUAGGAUGGCGUGUGUCAUCACUUCUUGGGAAGCUUCCAAAUUGAUUCGCGAGGAGGAAGCUAAGCUUCGGGCUGAGGCUAAGGUGUUGGGGGUCCAGAAGCCCCUCGUCUCUUCCGAUCGAGCGGCUAUGCGAGCUGCUUUGGAGGCGGUAAGGGGCUACUCUGUUCCAGAAUCUGAGGAGCCUGCACCUGAGUACCUCGCACACAAGCUUGAGCAGAUUGAGAAUGGCGAGCCCACCGCUAGUUAUCUUGAUGAGGUUAUUUCACGUAAGGAGUCCAACUCUUUGCAGCUUCAGACUUCACUGGACAAUCAGGGCCGCCUUCGUGUUAUGCGCCAGAAGCCCACGGGGAAGCUCCCACAGAACACUGAGGAACUCCGAGCGAAGAUUCGGCUCGAGGCAUCAACAUGGGUGAUGUUGGCCGCGAAGUGUCGCGGUCGUGCCUAUUUGCAGGGAUUGCAGUUGUCACAUUUUGAUCGUUUCUUGGAAUAUCUUCUGGGAGACAAGUGCUACAGCAUGCAAGUCGCAUCGGCGGCUCCCAUGAGUUCUUCUGCACAUGCUGAUCGUCACACUUUGUCUGUGCCCUGGAAUAUCUUGCUUCAGUAUGAAUUCGAGCUUCGUAAAUGGGCCAUCAAGGAGGCACAUCGUUUGAGUGCCCCGCUGGGUGACAAGCUGCAUGAGGCUACCACCAACACCGAGCUCAAGGAGCUGCAUUUUACGUCUCAGGUGGCAUUGUCUCGACGCUCGACCGGCGCCGACCCUCCGCCACCAAAGUGGCCCCGCAAGGGUGACGGCAAGAAGGGAGAAAAGGGCGGUAAAGACAAAGGUGGCAAGGACGGAAAGGGCAAGGCCGAUGGCAAGAUCAAAAUCGGCGAGUCAUGGUUCGAUCUGGUCUCGAAAACACCGGACGGACGUGAGUUGUGUUACGCUUACAACAUCAAGCGUGGGUGUCAGGUCAAGGGAUGUCAGCGAGUUCACGCGGAUGUUCGCGCCUGGCUGGAGGUCCUAUGCACGUCACAGAACAUCAUUUUGGAGAUGUCCGAAGUCGACAUCUGCCGUGACCCAAGUAUGGAUUUGCUGGACUCUGCAGUGGCUGAUCGGUGCUUGCUUCAAGUCCAAAAUUCGGAGUGGGACGUGGUCUUGGUGACUCCGCCCUGCAAUACCUUUUCUCGGGCACGAUGCGUACAGCCGGGUCCUCGGCCACUGAGAUCACGUAUUUACCCUGCGGGUUUUCCUUGGCUUUCAGACUCACAUCGUGCUGCAGCGGAUAAUGGCAAUCAGUUCGUUUCCUUUUCUUUUCAGAUCUGCACGGCUGCCCUUUCGAAUUCUAUUCCUUUUCUGUUGGAGCACCCUGAAGACCUGGGUAUGACAACCACCGGUCACACACCGGCAUCUAUUUGGCAACUUCCAGAAGCUGCUGCACUUUUUACGCACGAGCAGGUCGUGACUUUUGCGAUCUAUCAGUGUCACUACGGAGCCCACACGCCGAAACCCACCAGGUUUCUUUCUUCUAUCGCAGCCACCUUUGGCAUGCGAUUCAUGGGGCCUCCUCGUUUUGAUUCUGCGGACAAGUAUCUGGGGCCUCUGCCCAAGUACUGUGGCCACCGGCAUUCCAAUCGUCUUUUGGGUGCCGCCAACACUGCUGCUGCUGCCGCCUAUCCGCCUGAUUUAUGCAAGGCUAUCGCUUCCUGGACCUUCUCCGUCUUCGAUGGGGGAGGAGGUGCACCCUCGGUGGCUACGGUUCCCGAAUCUGCUCACUGUUUUCAGUUCCCGGCUAGGGAGGUUGAGGUUAAAGUGAGUUCUUCACAAGCGGAACAAAUGGCUGCGGUCUGCUUGGGAAAGGGUAGGAUCGCUCGGGAUCAACUUCUCCGCCUCUCAGAGCUCCUGCCGGAUGAGGAUAGAGUCAGGCAGUCCAGCAGAGAAGUCAGUGGCCAGCGAUCUUUCACGACGGGCGCUUACACCCACCAGGACAAGGUGGGGCUCAGGCGCAACAUUGAUGUUUUCCCUCUGGCAUCGGAGCUGCUGGCACGCCUCGUGUCUUGCGGCUUCCCUGAUUGCGUCUUCACUUCAUUAGCAUUCUUUCGUGCCCGGUUUCUCGUUUUAUUAACGGCUCCUGGACCCCUGGACGCAUACUGGAAUGGGCUGGUCUUGGCUGGCUAUACCAUUGCGAAUGACGACCGACUUUCUCCUGCCGACAGGGAUAAACUUGGAUCUAUGCACUUCGAGCUUCCGGGCAAACGUAAGAGGGGAUCGGCUGAUUUCUUGAUCGACACGGAGGAGGUUGCGACGUUACCUGAACAGGAUGACAUUCCAUUCAGUGAACUGAAGUCUGGUUGCGAAGGGCCACCGAUGGUGGGGGAUUUCGCUGGGUCCUCGGAUGAGUUCGUCGAUGGGUUUGGUCGCUGCUCUCCUGGUCGGUGGAAGCCAUGCAACCGGGGCACGGCGAUGUCCGCUGAAUCCUUAGACUUUGCGCAGCGCUUGAAAGAGAGGGUCAGGAUGUUCGUCGUGGAGUGUGUUCCGGACUUGGCGAAGUCGACUUUUCGUCUGGCGACGGGACACUGGAACGGGCCGCUCUUUGACCAGGGUCGCUUGGAAGAACUGAGGGAGGACUGGUUCAACAUGCUGCCUGAUCCCAUCCGGACGCUUCGGAUUCUUGGAGACCCAGACUAUCGCAUCAUCGAGGAGGGGAAGUUCUGCUUCGUGAACGGUGUCGAGGUGGGGCACACGGCGCCAUUGGGGCCAGUGCCUCAAGUGUUCCGGAUCCGCAGAAAAGAUCAGAAGUACGAUGAGUCAACUUGGCAGCCGCUGAUGCAGAACUAUCGUGAUGGGGCUGAAGUCGAGAAGGCCUUGGAGGAGGCUUUCACCAAGGAGGAGGCAGAAGGACGCAUGUUCCCGCUUUCUUUGGCGGAGGCGAAGACACGCUUCCCUGGUACUGCGCUUCGCAUUGCCGCUCAAGCCGUGAUUCCGAAACCUGACCAUGAAUUCCGUGUGGUCCAUGAUGGGACCCACGGGGUUCACGUCAACAAUGAGAUUGUUAUGCUUGACCGUCUUGAAUCGCCUGGACCAAGGGAGAUUUCUUCGAUUCAGAAGCUGGGCAUGGUGGCAGAAGAGAAAGUCCUGUUCGGGCUUGUGGGAGACGUGAAAAAGGCGCACAGGCGAUAUUUGCACCACCCAGAGCAUUGGGGGGAACUUUCGGAAUGGUUCGCCCGCUUGAUUGGUUUGGUGGGCCGCUUGUCUCUCAGAGUUAUGCUUCAGGCUUUUGUUUUCAUGCUUAUUUAUGCAGACGACCUACACCUGCUCAGCGGCGGUUCAGAUCGAUGGCUCAACCUCUGGAUGUCCCUUGCCCUUUUGUGCAUGCAGGGCACACCCUUCUCGGAGAAGAAGUGGCGCGGGGGACUGCAACUUGAUUGGGUCGGUUACUGGAUUGAUUAUGGCCGCUUUAAGCUUGGGAUUUCGGAAAAGAGAUGCCAGUGGAUCAUCCGAUCGAUUGAGGGCAUGGAGGGAGACGGCUGGCUUGUGGACGUUCGCCGUUUUCACGAACUCCAUGGCCGGCUAGGCUUUAUGUCGCAAAUCUUGAUAUGGAUCAGACCCUUCCUCGCGCCGGGCUACGCAUGGCUAGCGGUAGUCAGCAAAGGUGCUGUAUUGGCACUGCCCAACUUGAUCCGCUGCACCCUGCGAUUCAUUCUUGAUCGGCUCCGCGCAGGUUCACGAACGUAUCCUGCGGGGCUGGCGGAUAAGGAUUAUGGGGAACUCUUCAGAACCGACGCCGCUUGCAACUCUGACUCUGUGGUUCUAGGCGGUUGGUUCCUUGUCAGGGGUGUUGUCUGUAAAUCCGCUCCUUGGUUUCAGAUUACGCUUCGUUGCGAGGAAGCCCCUUGGCUCUUCAAGGAAGGUCUUGGGAGCUCCUGGGCCAGUACCUCUGCUGAACUGCUAUCCUCGCUGGUAGCGCUUCAUCUGCUGGAGAGGGAUUUUCCCGAGGUGUUUUCAUGUCCUGGCUCUUUCAGGGCCUGCUUCGCUGGUGGAGCAGACAACAAGUCGGCGGAUGCCAUUUCUGCCAGACUUCUCACGACAAAGGUCCCUGUGAUGUUUGUGCUGAUGGAAUACGCUCACCGCUGCGACUUGGCCGGGGUCAGAUGUCUCUUGAACUGGAGGCCGCGUGAUGCGAAUCAGGAGGCAGAUAGGAUCACGAAGAAUGAUUUCUCAGAUUUCUGUCCGGACCUUCGGGUCACUGUCAGCUGGAGUGAGUUGAACUUCUCAGUGCUUCCGUCUUUACUUCGAUUCGCGAACUUUCAGAGCACUCUGGAGGAUGCGC